This is a messenger RNA of Sitodiplosis mosellana (orange wheat blossom midge), 3648 nucleotides long. It is a transcript of the gene TAF1B, whose product is annotated as TATA box-binding protein-associated factor RNA polymerase I subunit B. Gene Ontology annotation, molecular function: RNA polymerase I core promoter sequence-specific DNA binding. Gene Ontology annotation, biological process: nucleolar large rRNA transcription by RNA polymerase I; RNA polymerase I preinitiation complex assembly. Gene Ontology annotation, cellular component: RNA polymerase I core factor complex; RNA polymerase transcription factor SL1 complex. Bases 493 to 3093 code for a protein of 866 amino acids. The transcript is spliced from 5 exons. NCBI's taxonomy places the organism in Eukaryota, Metazoa, Arthropoda, Insecta, Diptera, Cecidomyiidae. The record is from RefSeq and is a predicted model, not a curated record.
UGUGUGUGUGUUUUUAACUUAUGCGAUGAAAGUAACUAAACAGCACCGUCUUUCCAUCGAUUUAAUAGUUUUCGUAAUAAAAUAGCAAUUUCUAUUCGGAAAUUUUGCUUUUGACACGGAAUUUUAUCAGUGUGCUAUGUGCACGUACAGGAAUUUUUUUUUAUUCGAUACGAUGCACAAAAAAUAUACAGAAUAAAUAACUUGGUGAUUUGGUCGUUGCAAAGUUGAUAAAUUGAACGUUGAUGGCGCUGCGUUUGCGAAUGUAUACGUCAAAUAUGGGCAAACACAUCGCUAGUCGUCUCUUUUCCACUCGCACAACAUACACGCAAAAGAUCCAGCAAAAUUGUACCAAAAUUGAUUGAUGGUAAGCAUUCGCAUUUGCUGUCUCUGUCCGUUGUUCGUUUGGUUUGAAACAGUGUGAUGGGUUGACAAUUGACAUUGGGACAAAGUGUCAUAAUUCAAUGCCGUGAAAUGAAAUACGAAUGAAGCAGCAUGGAAACGGUUUGCAACGUUUGUGAUGGAACUGAAUUCACUGUAAAUGCUGGAUUCUAUUAUUGCGAUAAUUGCGGUCAACGAGCCACAGUUCUACAAGAGGUGGAAGAUCAAGCCGAUGGCCAAUUUGAUGAUAUUCAGAAGAAAUCGCAUAGGAUAAAACAGGUCGCACAAACCAAAAAUACGGAACUGACGUCGUGGGAGACAUACAAUUAUAUUCUCUACGGAUUUGUUAACGAAUUGGUUCAAUUAGGAUGCAAAGACGAGUUGAUAUUGACAACCCUACAGUUGUGGUCAGCAUACCUACGAAAAAAUGAGGUGGCAUUUUUUGGGAAGAAAGAAACGAAUGUACCAAAAUUUCCGUUCAAAUUCAGUGCAAGAGAUGUACGACUGAUACACAGUUUGCCGGUGAAAAAGAGACGAGCAUCGUCUACGGCAAGUUCAGCCGGAUCAAGUGAGAAUGUCACUUAUCGCCAGUCGAAAAUUGCUCUCAGAAAGAAGCAACAAUCGUUGGCCACGGCUCAGUACGAAGAAUACAUUAGUUCACAGAGAACGGAUAUUAGUUCGGUGGGCUAUAAUCUGUCGCGACAUUCAUCAACCGGGCAAUCGACCGACAACUCCGAUACGACGAUUCGAAUAAAGUACUCUCGUCGAGCUCGCCGGAAAGUGAACAAGAAGAUGGGCAGAGAGCAUAUAAUCGAGCAUCAAAAUGACAUUGGACGCAAGCUGAAGUGCCAUAAUUUUAAAGAUAAAGAGACAUUGGGCCGAACUUUUGUGUUUGCCAUGCUGUGGCUGGCUCUGAAUCAGGUGGGCGAUAGUUUGCAAAUCAGUGAUUUGAUUCGAUAUGCAAAAGAGUCACACAUCAAACUCAAUAACAUUAGUAGCUUUUUGCCGCCAAACAUCGAUUGCCGCCAGGCGGUGAAUCAUUUUAAAAAAGGUUCCAAUGACAAUCUAACCCAUGCAUUCCUGCGCACCAAAGCACUGACGAUCGCACGAGUCAUUGGCAUUCGAAAUGUGAUGCAGCCGGAUUUGGGAAUGUUGUGUGAACGCUACUGCAAGGAUUUGUGUCUGCCGCCAGUGAUCGCUGAGAUGGUGAAACGAUUGCUGGCCUUUCAUCCGCCUGAAAUGAAAAUGAGCGAAACCAGCACUUUAUCAAGAACCGUACCAAAUUAUGAGGGUCGUGCUAUGGCUUAUAUCAUUUUCAUCUUGAAGCUAUUCUUCGGUGUGGAUGACAAACGAGAAAAAUUGAUUUCGAAUUCGGCACAGGUGAUAAACGACAAACUAACGGAAAAUGACUCGAAACAGCGGCCGUUGUUUGUCUGGAGCGAAUGGGCCGACUACAUCGAAAUGCGAAAUGUUAUUCUGUCCCAAUGCCAUUAUCCGACCGCUAUGCAAAUCGAUCCAAACACCAGUAUGCACACAGACAUGUACAUUGAUUUCUUGAAGCGCAGCAAUGAGGACAGUACGUAUCAGAAUAACUAUCGCAAAGUUGAAAUGGAAAAUAUUCGCUUGAUUUUCAGUCAAAUUGUACAGCUGCAUGAACAACACGAUCGGCAAAAGGCUAAACCAUCAUGUCAGUUUCAGCCAUCUCUGACGCCGUUCAGUAGUUACAUGGAACAAAUUAUCGCCGACAGGUCAAUCAAAUCGAAAGUCUAUGUUCCUGAGUUUAUGAACAUUGACCAUGAGAAUCGUGAUAUUUUACCGUAUAUUAAGCCGAAAAGACUAAGCAAAGUAUUCCAGAAGAUGAAACAUCGAUUAGAUAUUAAGGAAAUUGAAUUCAAUCCAAAUCUACGAUUUUCGUAUGUUCAUCAUGAGAAUACUAAGAACAAAGCAGGAAAUGUACAAUUCAAAUUCGAUGUGACGACAGCCGAAUGGAUCGAUUUAUUGCAAGAACGCGAUGAAAAAAGAUGCAAAGCAAAAGAGAAGAAACGAGCCAAAGACAAUGAAGAAAUCCGGCAAAACAUCGUUGAACACUUAUCGAAUUUGCGAGCUAAACAAGCCGCCAGCGAUGCAACUCGGAAGGCAAACCGAACGGACGUUAGAACGAUCCAACGGACAAGUGAUACAGCCGAGAAUCAAUCGACUUCUGAAAUGUCCGCGUAUCACUAUUUUGAUGAGGAAGAAAAAGAUAUUAUCGAUGACAUUAUGCUGAAUGAACCACGGCGUAAUUUAGAUCAGCAGCCCAAUAUGCUAGAUUAUCAGUCAAGCAGUGACGAUGACGAAAGCGACGGAGAUGAAACAAACAACAAUUGCGAUUCAGAUGCAGACGCAGAGAAUGAAGAUGCAAUUGAAUUCGUUAUCAGCAAUUUUGAUUAUUGGAUUGCAAUGCAAAACAUUUACCUAAUCACGAAUGCAUCAUUCAAUAAGAGUGUAAAUGAACUGCCGAAAAGUUUCCAAUGGCUUCUGAAGCAAUGUGCUCUCCAAAUUCACAUGCACAUCAAGGAUUUGUACAUCGAACUGUUGGCAAUCGAAAAUCAGUACCGUUACAUUCUGAAGCCAAUAUUCAAAAUGGAAAACUACAUCAAAUAUCGAACAAAGUCCAAUACCAAAUUAGAUGACCAAACCAUUAUUGCCAUCAGAAACCUCAGAAGGAUUUGGUAGAAAUCAGACACACUUGCUUUUGUUGCUUUUGCUGUGAACAAAAUGAUCUUCAUUUUUUGAAACGAAUUAUGCUUGUGUUUAGAAACGAAGACCAAUGAGUAGUUAGAUGUUAACGUAAGAAUCGAAGUCAAUAUGCUAAUCAUUUAAUUGAAUUAGAAUAGAAAAGGAUGCAGUAGAAGAAGGGAAAAAAAGCAUAACAAACAUGUUGCAUUAAAAUGAGAAAGGAACUGUUCUCAGAAGGCGUGUGUGUCUACACAACUGAAGAGAAUCGAAAUGAAUUGCAAUGAAGCAAUGUUUACGGGCAUAAAAUUAUCAUUUCUUCUUUUUUUUGUGCUGUGAGAUGCAAAAUUAAAUGUUCGACAUUUUCCAAACAAAAGGUAAAUUUCAUCCACAUCAUUUGUUCAUAAUAUUUGAAAAGGAUCUUUACUUGGAAAGCAGAAAAAAAAGACAGAGAAACCAAAAAUCAUAACACGAUUUUGAAAAGGAUUAGAAAAUAAAGACUGUUGAAAAUGUACUUUUCACAUUGAAUCAUAAAAUAUAUCUUUUUUUAUCAAA